Molecule: messenger RNA, 2827 nt
Organism: Hippocampus comes (tiger tail seahorse)
Lineage: Eukaryota; Metazoa; Chordata; Actinopteri; Syngnathiformes; Syngnathidae
Gene: slc25a10b
Product: solute carrier family 25 member 10b
Exons: 11
Coding region: 1128-1862 (244 amino acids)
Biological process (GO): transmembrane transport
Source: RefSeq, a predicted model, not a curated record
UGUUAAAAAGUUCUUUCUGGAAAAAUAAGUGCUUGUUGCGUCUAAGGUAAUUUACCCCAGUGUCUCUGCUCUGCAAGUCCUCCUGUUACUACAUUUGUGACAAUGAAAUGCAGUUAAAGGACUGUGUUUCACGUGGUAUAUAUUUGGGUUGACAAUUUGAGUUAUAGCCCAUGGUAGUUAUGUGUCUGGGCUGUUCAAAGUAAAUAUACACUUCACUGGGAGAAACCUGAUCAAGCUCAUUAUCUCGAAUGGAAUACACACCACAUGCUGUGUUCUGCCAUGCGUGAAUAACUGUGACAUACAGUACAGGUACAUGGCAUACAUCCUCUGUGUUAAAAAUGAUGCCUUUUUUGAGUGUUUCCGUCAAUUUUACCCAUGAUUUGUCAUCUCUCCAUAAAUUCAAAACCUGCACCUUCCAGUGCUAAAGAUUUAGUGGGUUGUCAUUUCCAUCUGACUAUUGAAAUUAUAUAUGUGUGUAGGAGUCGAGCUUACCAAAUAAUUGUUAAGUGGGUGGGUGAGGUGAAUACAAUUUUAGUAGAGCACAGAUAAAAACAAGCUUUAAAGACUGAGAGACCCUGAAACAGAAAUCCCUAUUGGAGCAAAGGACAAAGGCCACAUUGUGAAAUUGCGGGCCCCCCUCUGGACAUCCUGUUGAGAAAACUGUUACGUUACUGUAACAACACACUCUUGUAUUAGGAAAGCUAGUUUGUUCAUGAUCUGAUGGUGUCAAAUGGAUUGCGGUCGUUGAACGUUCCUCUGUCUUUGAAAAUUAAACUGACAUUUUUGGGGGGGUGGAGAAAACCUUUUCAUAAACUUGUUAUAAAGUUCACAAGGCAGGAGUGCUGAAAAAAAGAUGUUAGGUAACGUUGUAGAACUUGCAGAGUUGGGAUUUUGCAAAAGUCACUGCUCAGCUUCCUCUUAAACAACAAAAACUGCUAUACUUACACCAGUUUUAAAAUCACCACAUUGGCUCCUGGUGUAUUUUAGGGUUGAUUUGAAAGUACCUUUAUUAGAUUUUAAAUUCCUUCACGGUCUUGGCCAUCUUAUUUAUCCGACCUGCUUUUAUCUUAUCAACCAUUGCGGAUCCUGAGGUGCACCUCCAAACACAGCAGGAGGUCAAAAAGAGGAUGUUUGGCAUGGCCGUUCAUGUGGUGAAGAACAAUGGGGUGCUUGCUCUUUACAAUGGCCUUUCUGCUUCCCUUUGCAGACAGAUGUCGUAUUCGCUAACCAGAUUUGCCAUCUAUGAGACUGUAAGGGACGUGAUUGGAAACAAAAGCCAGGGCCCCAUGCCGUUCUACCAAAAAGUAUUGUUGGGAGCUUUUGGAGGUUUUACGGGGGGCUUUGUUGGCACGCCAGCAGACAUGGUCAAUGUCAGAAUGCAAAAUGACAUGAAACUACCAGCAGAACUAAGGAGAAACUACAAACAUGCCAUUGACGGGCUCUUCAGAGUCUUCCGAGAAGAGGGUUUGAGGAAACUGUUCUCGGGAGCCACCAUGGCAUCCAGCAGAGGAGCCUUGGUCACUGUGGGACAGUUGGCAUGUUAUGACCAGGCCAAGCAGCUGGUGUUGGGAACGGGGAUGCUGGGAGAUAACGUGUUCACACACUUCCUCUCCAGCUUCAUUGCUGGAGGUUGUGCAACGUUCCUUUGUCAGCCUCUUGACGUUCUAAAGACUCGACUCAUGAAUUCAAAAGGGGAGUACACUGGUGUACGACAUUGCUUACAAGAAACUGCCAAGUUGGGCCCCCUGGCAUUUUAUAAGGGCCUUGUUCCUGCAGGGAUCCGCUUGAUUCCUCAUACAGUGCUCACGUUCAUCUUCCUGGAGCAACUGAAAAAGAAUUUUGGGAUUCGCAUCGUCUCCUGAUGGCAAAGUGCGACUGGUCGGUAUCGAACCACUCCGCUGUGAGCAUUAGAAGAAAGGAAGAGGGGAAGCCACGAAUGGCUUGGUCAUGUUGCUUCCUCUUGCUCUACCUCGACCUUGUCAUGGCAUGAAGCUGAGUGUUUGCACAUUCUGAGGGAUAAAAAUUGUGGAACAAGCUAAUUCUGAAAAAUGACAAUUCUAAGGGGAGGUGUCUGGAUUAUUGGAAGAGCCUGCUGUCCUAAAACAAAUAUGUCCUGUAUUAUUUCAUCUUCUAUCAUGUGGUUUUAAUUUGAUUAUUUCAAGCCUCAGUUGCUAACAUCUUAAUGAAAAUGACUUUAUUGCGACUUAAAUUCCUAAUGCCAUCAUUUAGAUUUAGAUAUAUUGAUCCUUUCUUGUGCUGUAAAUUCUUCUUUUGGGGCGGGGGCAGGUCAAGAAAAAUAUGCCAAUAAUGGACUGCUGUAGAAAAUAGUUUGUGCCAGGAAAACAAACAAGUGCCAUAUUUGGCCAACACAGUAUUGGCAUGUUAAAUAGCAUAUGCAUCGUAAACAAAUACAGCCCAAGUUAAUAUGUCAAGUCUGAUAUAUGAUCGCAUGUGAUUCAUUCCCAUCGGUACUGACCAAAUGUCCUACAGUCCUUUAUUUUACAUGACACUAUUGUUGGUAUUGUACUUAAAAUUUUUAGAACUGGAAAUCAAGUAGAGGUCUAUGAACCUUUGUGGCCUCGUUCAACUAAUCUGCUAAUAAUUCAGUCCAAUCGUUGAGGAGUGGACCAAGUUGUUUCAUUAACAAAAUCUUAUAUUCUCGUAAUGGUACACUUGGUGCCCCCCCAACAACACACGUACACAAACAAACCUUUUUCUUUCAGUUUUAAACAUUAAUUUCAAAUAGGAAAAUUUAAGAACCUUUUAAAACAAAACUUGUACAGCAGGAGUACUGUGGUGUUUCUUGCUGAGAUGAGCGCAUUUUAAU